Molecule: messenger RNA, 453 nt
Organism: Torulaspora delbrueckii
Lineage: Eukaryota; Fungi; Ascomycota; Saccharomycetes; Saccharomycetales; Saccharomycetaceae
Exons: 1
Coding region: 1-453 (150 amino acids)
Source: RefSeq, a predicted model, not a curated record
AUGUCGCAAGCAAGAAAGAAAUCUGUUCAGGAUAUAGAACCCUGGAAACAAGAGACGACCGAAAUGGAACAUGCAAAAUUACUGAAGUCAGUAAAAUCGCUAUCAGCCAAGAUAGAUGAGUAUCUGAAACGUUAUCCAAUGGCCGAUGACGCUGAACUACCGGCUACAACCACAGAGAAAUUCGGCCUGAAACCUUCAUAUAAAGCGAAUAAACCAAGACCACAUUCGGCGGUCGAGUCGAGCUCGAAUCAACUCACUGAUCAUCGAUCGAUAUCGAGCACUAUAGAUUCUAAUUCUCUGCCACUCUCAGAUGAUCCUCAUACAACAAAGGACCUCAAAGAACGUCCAAAAAGGCUACGAAAUUCAUUCAAAAACGACCAAACAGCACCCAAAAUACGAAAGACCUCCAAGCAGGAUGAGGAUAUCCUAAAUGCAGACUUCAUCGCUCUAUAG